AAACGACACUGUGACUCCUUCGCCGGUGCGGUGCAGUUUGUUCUGCCCUCCCCCUUUUUUAUCACUUUUUUUUUAAAAAAAAAAUCCAAAAAAUUUUUCCACAACUCUUCUUUUCUCCGUCGUCGUCUACCGUCCGGAUCUCCGACGAUUCUAUCCCCGUUUUACCCCUCCCUCUCCUCUUUUAUCCCAAAACACAAAAAAAAAAAAAAAUCCCAUCAUUUUCUAUUUAGUUUCAAAAAAACCUGUCCCUAUUCUUUUGUUUCUCUAAAGUUGUGAUUGAAUAACAAGAGGAGAGGGAAACAAAAAAGACAAAAAAAAUCCAAAAAAAAGGGAAGAAAACAAAAAAAAACAAGAAGAGGUAGGGUUAGGGUUUUCGUCGAUGGCGCAGAUUCAGGUUCAGCAUCAGCCGCCGGUUUCCGGGCCAAACGGCGUCGCUCCAGGACCCGGAGGAGCGCAGUUCAUGCCAACGUCGCUCUAUGUUGGGGAUCUUGAUGUUACCGUUACCGAUGAGCAGCUCUACGAAAUGUUCGGCUCCGUGGCUCAGGUCGUCUCCGUUAGGGUUUGCCGGGACUUGGCUACGGGCCGCUCUCUCGGUUAUGGCUACGUCAACUAUAACAAUCCUCGUGAUGCGGCUAGGGCAUUGGAUCUAUUGAAUUUCACUCCACUAAAUAACAAGCCCAUCCGAAUCAUGUAUUCUCAGCGAGACCCUAGUCUUCGCAAGAGUGGUACUGCAAACAUAUUUAUCAAGAAUCUGGACAAGUCUAUUGACCACAAAGCAUUGCAUGAUACGUUUUCUUCAUUUGGCAACAUUCUUUCUUGCAAGAUAGCUACUGAUGGUUUUGGCCAGUCCAAAGGCUAUGGUUUUGUACAAUUUGACAAUGAAGAAUCUGCACAAAAUGCAAUUGAUAAAUUAAAUGGCAUGUUAAUUAAUGACAAGCAGGUCUAUGUUGGACACUUUCUUCGUAAGCAGGAAAGAGAGACUGCAUUGAGUAGGGCCAAAUUUAAUAAUGUUUAUGUGAAAAAUCUUUCUGAGUCUACAACUGAUGAAGACUUCAAAAAAAUUUUUGGUGAGCAUGGUGAAAUUACUAGUGCUGUAGUUAUGAGGGAUGCAGAUGGGAAGUCGAAGUGUUUUGGAUUCGUUAACUUUGAAAAUUCUGAAGACGCUGCUAAAGCUGUUGAAGCUCUUAAUGGAAAGAAAUUUGAAGAGAAGGAGUGGUACGUUGGAAAAGCCCAGAAAAAAUCUGAAAGAGAGCAUGAAUUAAAAGCUCGAUUUGAGCAGACUAUGAAGGAGGCUGCUGAUAAAUUUCAGGGUGUGAAUUUAUACAUUAAAAACUUAGAUGAUAGUAUUGGUGAUGAAAACUUGAAGGAACUCUUUUCAGAAUUUGGUAACAUUACUUCAUGCAAGGUUAUGCGUGAUCCUAGUGGAAUUAGUAAGGGCUCUGGGUUUGUGGCAUUUUCAACCCCUGAAGAAGCAUCUCGUGCUCUUGCUGAGAUGAAUGGUAAAAUGGUUGUUAGCAAACCGCUUUAUGUUGCACUUGCACAGAGGAAAGAGGAGAGAAGAGCAAGGCUUCAGGCUCAGUUUUCUCAAAUGAGACCGCUUGCUAUCCCCUCAGUUGCUCCUCGUAUGCCAAUGUACCCUUCUGGUGCUCCAGGUCUUGGCCAACAAUUUUUAUAUGGGCAAGCACCUCCAGCUAUCAUUCCUCCACAAGCUGGUUUUGGUUAUCAGCAGCAACUGGUUCCUGGAAUGAGGCCUGGUGGGCCUCCUGUGCCAAUUUCCUUUGUUCCCAUGGUGCAGCAGGGUCAGCGCCCAGGGGGACGACGGGGAGCAAGUCCAGUGCAACAGACUCAACCACCAGUGCCAUUGAUGCAGCAACAGAUGCUGCCCAGGGGACGUGUCUAUCGUUACCCACCUGGUCGUAACAUGCCUGAUGUUCCCAUGUCAAGUGUUGCUGGAGGAAUGCUUUCUGUUCCAUAUGACUUGGGUGGCAUGCCCUUGCGAGAUGCUGGUGUUGGACAGCCUAUGCCGAUUCCAGCUUUGGCUACGGCUCUUGCAAAUGCUACACCUGAACAGCAGAGGACGAUGCUUGGUGAAAGCUUGUAUCCCCUUGUGGAACGGCUUGAGCGUGAUUCAGCGGCCAAGGUUACAGGAAUGCUUCUAGAGAUGGACCAAACUGAGGUUUUGCAUCUCCUGGAAUCGCCAGAAGCUUUGAAGGCUAAAGUAGCAGAGGCCUUGGAGGUAUUGAGGAGUGUUGCUGCUCAGCAACAGGCCAACAGUCCAGCCGACCAAUUGGCUUCACUAUCCCUGAAUGAUAACCUUGUCUCUUGAGAGACUGAAAAUUUCGGUCUAGUAUCUUGGCAGAGGAGUUGCUCGACCCUUUAUUUAUCAACACUGGGCGAUCUUAUUAGUUUGCAAUAUUUAUAUAUGGUAUGCUUUUGGUGGUCAUAGGAUUUUUAAUACUUGCCUAGAACAUGGAUUGUUUUGGCUUGGUUGUUUUUUUUUUAUUUGUUAAGUUCUUUAAUUUACUUGGCUUGUUAUUGAUAACUAUAAGUUUGUUUAAUGUUAUUGAAAGUUUGUUUUAGAACAAUCUUUUGGUUCUCAAAACUAUUUUGGCGUAAGUAGUAU
This is a messenger RNA of Theobroma cacao (cacao), 2623 nucleotides long. RefSeq names its product polyadenylate-binding protein 2-like. The record is from RefSeq and is a predicted model, not a curated record. NCBI's taxonomy places the organism in Eukaryota, Viridiplantae, Streptophyta, Magnoliopsida, Malvales, Malvaceae. Gene Ontology annotation, molecular function: RNA binding.